AUGUCACAACAAGCCGCUUACCUGCUCCGCGAGUUCCUGCUAGCGACCAACUGGAACACCUGGGACAACCACUAUGCCUCCCUGACGCACCCAUCGCGACAGCUCCUCGACUUCUCCAUCCCCUCCGGGCUCCACUUCGCGGUCGCCUCGCACCCGACACUCAACUUUACGCCGGGCGUGAACCUCUCUUCGCUCGUCCCAGAAGUCCCAGUCACCUACCCGCCGUCCCCCGCACCUGUCCUCGGCCCUCCAGCAAGCCCACUCCUCGCUGGACAGCUCUCGUACCUCUUCAGUUCGGCACCCAUCUCUGCGACCAGCUCUAAACGUGCGGCGGAAGGCGAUGCGCGAAUACGCUUCAAGGAUGUCGUGCAGAGCUUUCCGUUCGAAACGGUACCGGUUCGACCAGAGUUGCGGGAGGAUGCGCUGCCGACUUGGAAAGGCGGCGAGCGAGUAGACAAGGCUGACUUCCUCCUCUAUGGCCGACUGUACGUGCCAAACCCUCGACUCGACGCUCUCUACGUCCACCGCCUCUCGCCAACCCUCCAAGCCCUCGUCUCGCUCAUCACCGUCCCCUCUCCUGCCCCUCCACCGACGCUGACCUGGGAGAACACCGACCCAGCCGCCUCGCUCUCCGCCUCAACCUCGUCCGUCGCCGGCGCAUCCGGCCCAACGUCAGGUCCCCUUGCUCGACUCAGCGAGCUCGAGCUGAAGCUCCAGCAGGACACGGGCCGGUGGUCCGCAGAAUACAGCUAUGCUGUGGGCGACGGGAUGUGGGGAUUGAGAGGGUUGUACAAUUUCGGUCGAUGGGGCGAACCAGGAGCAGCGUCGACCGCUGUGCCUGUCUCGCCGGGCACUGGAGGUGCAGGACCAGAGAUGAGGGAACGAGCGGUCGACGAGGAGGACGAGAUGCCUGCGGGCCUGAAGGGGCGUUGGUCGGCGGGCGGCGAGAUCUACUUCUCGGCGCAGGAACGGUCCGCAGGCGUCUCCACCGGCGUGCGGUUCACGACGAUCCCUGAGUCGGCUGGUGGACCUCCUCAACCUCCGACUUAUAUCUCUGCGACGAUCAACCCCAUCAUGGGCCAGCUUUCGACCGCUUACGCCGUACGAGUCGGCCGAGACGCAAGUCUGGCAAGUCGAUUCGACUUCAACUUGUACUCGUACGACGCCGACUUGACCGUCGGAGGCGAGUGGUUUCAGCGGAGAACGCCGGCGAAGGACAAGGCGAGGGAGGAGGAGCACAAAGCGGGUGCAACGUUCGACGCGUUUGGGCGAGGCGCAGAUGACGAGGAGACGAAGCGAAGACGGCGGAAUAAUGAUGCGGAAGACGAGGUACUGGGCGUGCUCAAAGUGCGAGCCUCGACGAACGCGGACGUCGCCAUGCUGUGGGAAGGCCGAUUAGGCGACUUCAUCGUCUCGGCCGGACUCGUCGCCGACAUCCGUCUCGCAACCCAAAGUCGCGGACGCAUCAGUCCCAUCCGGAGUAUCGGGCUGUCGGCGUCUUACUGGGCUUGA
Messenger RNA from Rhodotorula toruloides NP11, 1512 nucleotides. Its product is annotated as mitochondrial distribution and morphology protein 10. The record is from RefSeq and is a predicted model, not a curated record. The transcript has 3 exons. Bases 1 to 1512 code for a protein of 503 amino acids. NCBI's taxonomy places the organism in Eukaryota, Fungi, Basidiomycota, Microbotryomycetes, Sporidiobolales, Sporidiobolaceae. Gene Ontology annotation, biological process: phospholipid transport; protein insertion into mitochondrial outer membrane; establishment of mitochondrion localization. Gene Ontology annotation, cellular component: SAM complex; ERMES complex.